AUGUAUGAUUCUGACUGGUGGAAAAAUGUAGAGCAAAAUCUUCUAAUUGAAGCUCAUGUAAUGCCAAUAAUUCUUUAUUCAGACACUAUCCUUUGUGAUCAUUUAGGCAAGACGUUAAGGCAUCCUGUGUUUAUAAUACUUGAAAAUAUUCCUUUGGCUCACCACAACAAGAUUGAUGCAAAAAUUUUACUUGGAUACAUUCCAACUCUCAA
Racocetra persica is the source of this 212-nucleotide messenger RNA. The record is from the annotation of a GenBank genome assembly. NCBI's taxonomy places the organism in Eukaryota, Fungi, Glomeromycota, Glomeromycetes, Diversisporales, Gigasporaceae.